AUGGCUAAGCGAAUUGCCGACUCUCAAAUGACUAGAGAGAAUAGAGAAAAUAGCGAGGAUGAUGAACCCACAGUUACCGUCGCAUCAACUGAUAUUAUGAGCAAAAGAAAGAUUGCGAUGCCAAAACGUAAGAUGGCGUUUAAAUCCAUUAACUCAGAGUCCGUUGCAAAAUCUGAGUCCUCUUUUGGUAAGGCAUUCACUUUUAAUAAGAAGCCUAGCCCAGAAAAAGAUGACAAAGGCGCUAAAUUAAAGGCUUUAAAUCUUCAAUUUAAAGAAAAGAUAACAGAUUUUAUAAAUAGAGACCCUUGCGUCAAUCUCUCUUCUGUUUUCUCAAAGUAUGAGACCUACCUCAAGACAAUCAACGGCUCAGAUUCACCAGCUGUUAUUGCUGCACCAGUAACAGCUCCAUCAGGUGCCGCCUCAUCACCGCCAAUUGAAAUAAAGAAAUCUAUAACACCAACUUUAGCUCCUGUAAAUAAGGACGCAGAAGAAGAAUCUUCAUCAUCUUCUUCUGAAGAGGAAGAAGUCAAGGUUGAAGGUCCAGUUUUUACCUUACAGGCAAAGCCAACUACAUCUGAUUCUCCCUUCACUUUUGAUAAGAAAAAGCUUGAGCAGAAAAAUGCUGAUAGCGACAGCGAUAACGAAAUAGAAAUUAAAGGUCCAAGCUUUACAUUCACAGGAAAAGCCAAGAGUGAUGUUUUUGAGUUAAACAGUUCAGGCGCUACCGAAGCAAACAAAACCUUCUUCAAUUUUAAUAAAGCCGCAAAAGAAAACGAUGCAGAAGAAAAAAAGAAGCCAUCAUUUACUUUUAAUGUGCCAGUUACAACUGCCAAGGAUAAUACUAAUGAAAUAAAAAAGCCCUCUCUUACUUUUGGUUCGCAAGUAAACACUGCUGAAAAAGAAGAAACAAACGACGUUGCUGCAAUUUCAUCUUCAGCUGUAACCGCUAAUGAUACUGAAUCCAGUAAAGAGGAAUCAAAGCAACCAGCAACUUUCUCUUUUGCUAAGCCAUCAAAUUCCGAAACGCAACCAUCUACUGCCUUUACAUUUAAUGUAUCUGCUAAUACUACCAAUGAAGAGUCUAACCCAUUUACUGUAAAGGCGUUGGGGUCUGCUGAGUCAAAUUCCACUGGGAAUCCCUUUACAAACAGUACGUCCACUCAUCCAGAGGUUAAGAAGCCAUCUUUUACAUUUGGUUCAAUGACACAAGCGAACCCUACUGAAUCAAAAGAAAAAGCAUCGUUCACAUUUGGAAAGCCAACAACUGAAAUAGCUGAGGGAGAAGCAAAGAAUUCAGAACCAACUGUCGAAACAAAGAAAGUUCAAGAAAAACCUAGUUUCUCAUUCAGUGUAGCUUCAAAAGACAAAAAUGCUGCCGAAGAUUCUAAAACAGAUGGAAAACCUCAGUUUUCAUUUUCCUUCAAGAAACCAAAUGAUGAAUCUAACAUUUCUUCUUCACCCUUUGGAAAAAAACCAGCCGAAAAUACAGAAAAUGCCACGAUAACUGACGCCCCAAAACCAUCAUUUACAUUUGGAGCACCUUCCCUAAGCGAUAAUGAAAAGAAAGAAGGUAAACCAGCUUUCUCUUUCGGCAAUGUCCCUGCCGCUCCUUCUUUUACAUUUGGUCAAGCAAGUAACACUUCAAGUACUAGUGCUACUUCCGAACCCAAAUCUACUCCUACUGCAGGAUUCAAGUUUUCUUUACCCUUUGGAGAAAGCACUCAAGCGACAGGAACCGCUCAACCACCAACUUCAAGUACUGCAAAUACAGAGGCUGAAACAGCUGCUGCAGAAGAAACUAAGGAAGCUGAUGCUAACGAUCCAAGGGGAAUAAAUAUGCAGAAUGGUGAAGAAAACGAAAUCGUUAUUUUUUCUCAAAGAGCUAAACUAAUGGUCUUCAAUCCUGAAAGUAAAAACUACGAUUCUCGCGGUGUUGGUGAAAUGAAACUACUGCAACAAAAAGAUGAUAAAUCUAAACUCAGGUUACUCUGCAGGUCUGAUGGUAUGGGUAAUAUUCUAAUGAAUACAAGUAUAGUAAAGUCAUUCAAUUAUGAACCAUUGACUGCGGAUAAUGAUAACUUAGUCAGAACUCCAACUGUUGAUACUGAUGGGAAGUUGAUCACUUUCAUUGUAAAGUUUAAGCAAAAAGCUGAUGGGCGUUCAUUCAUAAAAUCCAUUGAAGAUUCCAAAAAAGAUAUGUAA
Molecule: messenger RNA, 2202 nt
Organism: Kazachstania africana CBS 2517
Lineage: Eukaryota; Fungi; Ascomycota; Saccharomycetes; Saccharomycetales; Saccharomycetaceae
Gene: NUP2
Product: nucleoporin NUP2
Exons: 1
Coding region: 1-2202 (733 amino acids)
Biological process (GO): intracellular transport
Cellular component (GO): nuclear pore
Source: RefSeq, a predicted model, not a curated record